AUGCCAACUGCUGUGGAAAACGAAUUUGAGGCCCUGAAGCCCGUUCACGGCAUCUCCAAGUUGGACGUGGACCUUGACGCCCAAAAGAUCACGGUCAAGGGCCACGCUGCGCCUUCCAAAAUCAUUGAAGCUAUCCAGAAGACUGGGAAGGACGCCAUUAUCCGCGGAACCGGCAAACCUAACUCUGCUGCCGUCGCCAUCCUAGAGUCGUUCGAUGAAGCCGAUAAACAGACCCCUGUCAAGGGCCUUGCUCGUAUGGUGGCCACUAGCCCAGAUGAAAUGUACGUCGACCUUACGCUCAGCGGUGUGAAGCAGGGAACGUACUAUCCAAGUAUCCGCGAAAGCGGAAACAUUUUCAAGGGAGCGCUGACAACGGGCAAGUCAAUAUACGACUUCCCGCCUAUCGAGGCAAAUACCAAGGACGGCGAGCUGUACAAGUGUCAGGAAUUUAUCAAGGUGCCUUUGGGAAUUUCGGGUCUGAUCGGCCGCUCGCUUGUUGUUUCGCACGAGCCGAAGAACGUUUUUUGGGAGAGCCUAUGCGGAGUAAUUGCACGCAGUGCAGGCGCCUGGGAAAACGACAAAUAUGUGUGUUCUUGCACCGGUAAAACGAUUUGGCAGGAACGCGUUGACGCUGUGGGCCGCGGAAUCUCGAAUUGA
This is a messenger RNA of Ogataea haglerorum, 657 nucleotides long. RefSeq lists its product as uncharacterized. Gene Ontology annotation, biological process: superoxide metabolic process. NCBI's taxonomy places the organism in Eukaryota, Fungi, Ascomycota, Pichiomycetes, Pichiales, Pichiaceae. The record is from RefSeq and is a predicted model, not a curated record. Gene Ontology annotation, molecular function: metal ion binding. The transcript has 2 exons. The coding region runs from base 1 to 657 and encodes 218 amino acids.